Notechis scutatus (mainland tiger snake) is the source of this 2599-nucleotide messenger RNA. It is a transcript of the gene SMAD7, whose product is annotated as SMAD family member 7. Gene Ontology annotation, biological process: anatomical structure morphogenesis; regulation of transcription by RNA polymerase II; cell differentiation. Gene Ontology annotation, molecular function: I-SMAD binding; transcription regulator inhibitor activity. The record is from RefSeq and is a predicted model, not a curated record. NCBI's taxonomy places the organism in Eukaryota, Metazoa, Chordata, Lepidosauria, Squamata, Elapidae. Gene Ontology annotation, cellular component: heteromeric SMAD protein complex.
AGGGGCGGAGAGAGCGAGAGAACUGCAAGAGGAGAAGGAGGAGGAGGAGAUCGCCGCGCUUCCAGCCUCUCCUCGCCUCUCUCUCUCUCUCUCUCUCUCUCCGUCUACGGGCGAGGAAACAAAACAAGCCGCGGCUCCGUCCGGCGGGUCGGAAGGGAGAUCAAAGCGGCCGGGCGAAGGAGUCCCGAGGGAGCCGGCGACUUCCGAGGGCCGAAGAAGAAGAGGAGGAGGAGGAAGAAGAAGAGGAGGGGGCACGCGCCCACCCCCGCCUUCCUCGGAGGAGGAGAGACCCCGACGGGCUGCUAAGGCGGCGGGGGCUCCGGCCGGAGACGCUUUACAAGCCUGGCCGUUGGAUAACCGGGCGAUCAGGGGCUCUGUCUUUUUUUGGGGUGGGGGGUGUGAAACAGGUAGAUUUGGCCUCGAUCUCCAAGAUCUCGGACCUCUCGGACUUUUUUUUUCUUUUUUUGCUUGGGUGUUUUCUUUUUUUCUUCCUCUCCCCCCCCUCCGGGUUUUUGGAUCUCCCUGGAUCGCCGCCGAGGAUCUAACUAAGCCUCGCUUGAGGAGGAGGAGGAAGGGGGGGUUACCGGGAAGGAUCCCGGAGGAGAAGCCCCGCCGGGCGGCGAAUCGGACCCCUCCUCCUCCGCUUCGGUUUUUGGUGACCACCCCACCCCCGGAGCAGAGGCGUCCCCCGGGUUUGGCAUGCCCGUUUUCCCCGGGCGGGCGGAUCGCGGGCUUCCCCGCCGCCGCCGCCGCUGCGUUUGGGGGUCUGCUGCUGCUGCUCCCGGCGCCCCCUUUCCAUAAUCUCGAAGCCCUCCGAGGAGGCGGCUUGGAGGAAGGGAAGGGGAGCCUGGGCCGGCGCAGCCUUCCCAGCCGAGGCUGGGCUUAAAGAGAGACCGGCGCAUGCUGCACUUCGCUUUGGGUCUCGCUCCAGCAGCAGCCGCGCCGUCUCCUUCUCCGGAGCCCCCCGGUUCCCUCUUCCUCCCGACCAUUUCAGGCUCCUUCUCCUGGCUGCCUGGACUCGGCUCCCGACUCCUUCAUGACUUGCGGACGACAUGCCCGUUUUUUAGCCGGGGAACCUUCUUCUCGUCCCGCAUGUUCAGGACCAAACGAUCGGUGCUCGUCCGAAGACUCUGGCGGAGCCGGGCGCCCGGCGGGGAGGAAAACGCCGGCGAGGUCGCCGAAGGCGCUGCGGACGGACGGCCUCAUGGGGCCGGCGGCGGAGGAGGCGGGAGCCGGAUUUGCUGCCUGGGCAAGCCGGCGGGGAAAGCGGCCAAGGCGCACGGCGGAUCGGAGGCUGAACUGAAAGCCCUGGCCCACUUGGUGCUGAAGCGGCUGAAGGAGAAGCACCUGGAGGUCCUGCUCCAAGCCGUCGAAUCCCGCGGGGGCACCCGGACUUCGUGCCUCCUGCUGCCCACCAAGGUGGACUCCAAACUGGGCCAGCAUUGGUACUCUCUCCCGCUGCUCCUCUGCAAAAUCUUCCGAUGGCCCGAUCUCCGGCCUGGCUCGGAAGUCAAGCGGCUUUGUGGCUGUGAAUCUUACGGGAAAACUCACCUGGACUUAGCCUGCUGCAACCCUUAUCACCUGAGCAGACUCUGCGAGCUAGAGUCUCCCCCUCCUCCUUACUCCAGAUACCCAAUGGAUUUUCUCAAACCAACAGCGAGUUGUCCAGAGCCUGUGCCUUCUUCCACCGAAACGAGGGGAACUAAUUUUCUGGCCCCUGAGGGGCUCACAGAUUCUCAAGUUCUACAGGAACCCAGGGAUCUAUCAUACUGGUGCGUGGUGGCCUAUUGGGAAGAGAAGACACGGGUGGGGCGCCUGUAUUCGGUCCAAGAACCUUCCCUGGAUAUCUUUUACGAUCUACCUCAGGGGAACGGCUUCUGUCUCGGACAGCUCAAUUCGGACAAUAAGAACCAUCUGGUGCAGAAGGUCCGUGCCAAGAUCGGUUAUGGCAUCCAGUUGAGCAAGGAAGUGGACGGCGUAUGGCUUUACAACCGCAGCAGUUACCCGAUUUUUAUCAAGUCGGCCACACUGGACAACCCGGAUUCCAGGACGUUGUUGGUUCACAAAGUGUUUCCGGGCUUUUCCAUCAAAGCGUUUGAUUACGAGAAAGCCUACAGCUUGCAGAGGCCCAACGACCACGAAUUCAUGCAGCAACCUUGGACGGGUUUCACGGUGCAGAUCAGCUUCGUGAAAGGUUGGGGCCAGUGCUACACCAGACAGUUCAUCAGCAGUUGUCCGUGCUGGCUGGAGAUUAUUUUUAAUAACCGAUGACUCGAGACGACUCGACUCGACUCAACCGCAGGCCUUCCUGAGCGCAGCAUCUUGAAAGGAGGGGUGGACUUCAACUCCCACAGUUUCCCAGCCAGCAGAGGGAAUUCUGGGAAUUGAAGUUCACCCUUCUUCCAGGGUGUCCAAGUUUGGGAACCGCUGCUCAACCAGUGACAUUUUAUAAUGACUUUGCUGCUAAAACGUUUCCUUUUGAGUGCUUGCUAUGGUGUGCAAACGUUUUUUGUUUGUUCGUUCUGUUUUGAGAAAUAGCUUAUGGGAAGAUUUCUCCGUCUUUCUUUCUUUCUUUCUUUCUUUCUUUCUUUCUUUCUUU